AUGAGCUCGUCUGAGACUCCUGUCCAGACUAAUGGCCUGGCUGAUGGCCACGAACCGUCCCACACCUAUGUUCCCAACCAGGGUUAUGUCAAUCCCGAAGGCACAACCGCUGCGGCGGGGCAGGAAUCUACCGAGUUGCAAGACGAGGAGGGUGAAGAUGAAUACUACAACGACAUUUUCGACGAAGAACUGGACACAGAGGAUUUCUCAUCAUCCAAUCCCGCCGACCUUACCAAAGCCUACAACCGCCAGCGGAAAUUGAACGAUGUUGCCGCCGAUCCAAAUGCGCCGAAAUGGACCUACCCAAAGACCAACACGCAAAAGCCUACCAUCAAUACGCACGCUUCCAUCGACGACCAGGUGAAGUCUCUGACUCGCCACGCCGCCAAGAUCAAGCUUGAUGAACAACAGUCUGGUCUGUCAGGCAAGGGUGACCGCGGAGGAGAUCGUGCGGACCGUGCGACAUCGGAACAAGUGCUGGACCCCCGCACACGUAUGCUGUUGCUGCAAAUGAUCAACCGUGGAAUUGUGUCGGAGAUUCAUGGAUGUCUGUCUACCGGAAAGGAGGCCAACGUAUAUCAUGCUAUGUCGAUUCCCGAGGAGGAGGACGCUGCCCCAGUCCAUCGUGCCGUCAAGGUUUAUAAGACUAGUAUCCUGGUCUUCAAGGACCGCGAUAAGUAUGUCACUGGCGAGUUCCGCUUCCGCCAAGGAUACAGCAAGAGCAACAAUCGGGCGAUGGUCAAGCUCUGGGCCGAGAAGGAAAUGCGCAACCUGCGCCGAAUCUAUGCCGCUGGUAUCCCCUCCCCAGAGCCCCUUUACCUCCGUUUGCAUGUUUUGGCUAUGGGUUUCAUCGGUAGCUCUAAGGGCAUUGCUGCCCCUCGUCUGAAAGAUGUUGAAUUCGACCGGUCCGAGGCCGGGGAACGUUAUCGCUCUCUGUACAUCGAACUGAUCGGCUAUAUGCGAGUCAUGUACCAGACCUGCCGCCUGGUACACGCUGAUCUGAGCGAGUACAACAUCCUCUAUCACAAGAAGCGUUUAUACAUUAUUGACGUCAGUCAAAGUGUUGAGCAUGAUCACCCUCGCAGUCUGGAGUUCCUUCGUAUGGAUAUCAAAAACGUCAGUGAUUUCUUCCGCCGCAAGGGUGUGGACACCCUGCCUGAACGCACUGUCUUCCAAUUCAUCAUGUCUCCUGAGGGCCCGACCACUGUCACUUCUGAUGGCGAAAUGGACCUAGCGAUUGAGAAACUUCUGUCUGCCCGUGAAGAAGGCGAUGAUGCCCAGCACGAAUCGGAGGAUGUCGAUACUGCCGUAUUCCGUCAGCAGUAUAUCCCUCAGAAUUUGGAGCAAGUCUACGAUAUUGAACGUGAUGCUGAGAAGAUUCGUGAUGGUACUGGUAGCGACCUUGUGUACGGAGACUUGCUUGCCGCUGGCAAGACCAAAUCCACACCCGCCGAUGAGGAUGUCGACGAGGAGUCCGAUGCUAGUGGUGGUGUCUCCGUCUCCGGCUCUGAUGAUGAGAGCGAGGAAGAGAAGGACCCGUUUGCACCGAAACAGCCUCGCGGAAAGCGUUUCGAAGACAAGGAUGCCAAGCGUGAGCAUAAGUUGAAGGUCAAGGAGGAGAAGCGCGAGGCACGCUCGAAGAAAAUGCCUAAGCACAUGAAGAAAAAGCUGGUUUCUACUUCUUCUCGCAAGAAGAAAUAA
This is a messenger RNA of Penicillium argentinense, 1701 nucleotides long. Its product is annotated as serine/threonine-protein kinase RIO1. The transcript has a single exon. Gene Ontology annotation, molecular function: protein serine/threonine kinase activity; ATP binding. The record is from RefSeq and is a predicted model, not a curated record. Gene Ontology annotation, biological process: maturation of SSU-rRNA. Bases 1 to 1701 code for a protein of 566 amino acids. Gene Ontology annotation, cellular component: preribosome, small subunit precursor; cytosol. Lineage: Eukaryota; Fungi; Ascomycota; Eurotiomycetes; Eurotiales; Aspergillaceae.